CUGGCCCUGCUCAGGCUCACUGGGUUUAAUAACUGAUGGGUCUAGAAGGAGGGCUUUUCCUUCUAAAGUUGUUGCUCCAGUCAGUUCAUGAACACUGAGAGUAUUAUUAUUGUAGAUCACAAAGGUGGUGAAAUCCUGUGUAGUGAGCAGGUAUACCAUUAUUUCACUGAAUUUUUAUAUAAACCCACCACCUAUUAAGUAUAUAUUUCUAUUUUAUAGAGUGAGCAUCUGCUCAGAUUCACAAAAUGGCCCGUGGUUAUAGAGAUUACAAAGUGGUAAGUUUGAUUCAGAUAUUCCUAUUUGAUUCCAGUCUGACCAUAACCUUAAUCAUGUUUUGGUUGAUUAAGAUAGUCCUAAAGGAUGUCAUUGUAGAGCUAAAAAGAAGCUACAUUAUAAAAGUAAUAUAGUAAGAUGUAUAUAUGAGAUACUAUGAGAAUAGUCCGUUUUGUGUUUAGUGAUUGCAUGGACAAGAGGAUACAGAAAACAGAGAAGUAACUUCUCUAAGGUCACACAACUCCAGAAGCAAUUGAGCCCAUGUCUAUGGCAUCAAAACCUGUAUGCAAAAAAUAGGGCUUAGCUGGACACAGUGAGGAACACUUGUAAUCCCAGCAACUUGGGAGGUUGAGGCAGGAGGAUUUGCAAGUUCAAAACCAGUCUCAGCAACAGAUCCCAUAUUAAAAUAAAAAGUAAAAAGGGCUGGGGAUAUGACUUGGUGUUUAAGCACCCUGAGAUUCAAUCCUUAGUGCCCCCCGCCCCUGCCAAAAAAAAAAGAGUUUCUUUCUUAAGGAGCUGGAGACUGGAAGGAAGGCAUUUCUAAGUGCCUAGACGAAUUAGACUUCUGUAAUUUAGGCAGAUUUGAUUCAGUGAAUCAUUCCUUACUUGAAAGCCUUUUUUCUUUGUUUUGAUUUGAAAUAUUAUAUUCUGCUUUUCUACUACUUCACUGACUGUACCUUUUCUGUGUCUUGAUCCUCCUCUUCAUGAUACCUAUACAUGGAGGCCAAGUCCUAGGUACUCCCUUUUUCUCCCUACUGGGUGAUCUAAUCCAUUCUUAAGGCUUUAAGUACCAUACCUGAGCUAUUGACUCAUGUGCAUGUCUCCAGUUCUUAUCUGUCCUCAAGUCCACAUGCACUUGCUUGUCUAGCAGUCGUACUUGACAUCUCCUACUUGGCUCAUACUCAUAAAUUUAAUAUGUUCACAACUCUGAGUUUACCCCUAAAACCUGUUUCACUCCCAGUCCUCUUUUUCCAUCAGCACCUGUCUCAUAGUUACUGAGGCCUAAAACUAAGUCAACCAUGAUUCCAGAUGUUCUCCCCACAUCAGUCAGCAAGGCUCAGCUCUGGCUUCAAAGUACAUCCCAAGUUUGACUGUUUCUCAUCACCUCCAUCCUUCCCUUUUGGUCCAGAUCACCAGCAUCUCUAGCUUGGACUAAUUCAGUAGCCUGCUAGCUUAUCUUCCUGCAUUCAUUCCCACCCUCUUCUGUGUCUACAGAGACUUCCAGCAUCAUCUUUUAGCACUAUAAAUCAGAUCACUUACCUACAUUUUAAAACAUGCCAAGAAUUUUCACUACACUUGGAAUAAAAUCCAGACUUCUUGCCAAAGUUCCACAUGAUGUCUCAGAACUCAUCAUGUUCCUUCGAUGCCACCUUGCUUUCUUCUCACAUACCAAGCUGAGCCUUCGUGAGGACCUUUGCCUUUGCUGUUCCAUCUGCUUGGAAUGUGAUCUUUAUAUGGUUUGUGUCUUCUGCUCACUUAGGUCUCUGCUCAGAUAUCACUUCCGUGGUUGCCCUAUCAGAAAUACCCACUCUUCUCAUACCACAAUGCUGACCCUGCUUUGUUUUCUGUAGCACUUACCAUGACCAGAAAUGAUUUAUUUCUCGCCUGUCUUCUAUACUUGAGUUAUAUAUAUGUUCUAGGAGAGAAACUGUGUCUUGUGUAACUGUUGUAUCUCUAGCACCUAAAAUAGUGUCUGGUGUAUAGUAAGAAUUCUCAUAAUGAACUGAUGAGCAGAUGGACAUAUGUAGCUCUGCAUUUAUAUCUUGCAAAGGAUCUAAAUUGGUACAGCUCAUAGAAAUAGAGUGUGAGUUACAAGUGUAAUUUAAGAUUUUUCCAGUAAUUAAAAAAAGCGAAAAGAAACAGGUGAUUAGCUUUAGCAAUAUAUUUUUCUAACCCAGACUCAUUUCAACAAUUAAUACUAAAAAAUAAAAGGCAACUGGAAACUUAUUGCAUGGGGAGGAGGAUCUUUCUCAGCUACCCCUGCUUCCUUUCCCCUCCAAGGAAGCUGUAGCUCAGGAAUGUGUGAUUAUAUUCUUAGAAUAAGGAUAAUUAUGAUAAAAAUUUAAUAAUAAGGAAAAUUACUAAAUUUUACUCCAUGCUAAUCACUUCAUAUAAUCUCAUUUAAUUCUCACAAUUGCAUUUUACAGAUGAAGAAACAUGUUCAGAAAAGCAGUGUAACUUGUUCCAACAUACACAUCUGGUGUUACAGCUGGAAUUGUAAACUUGGUUGAAAGUUAGUUUCAUCUGAACAUCAUGCUACAGUGUCCCUUUAGUGGUUCACACUGGAGAAAUAGAGGGCCAGUUGAAGAUCCAGUGAGAUGAAGAUAAUGUUUUUACAGCAUCUAGCACAGUACUGGCUGCUAGGUAUCCCCUGGGACACUCCAGUUCCUCUACCCCUCUUUCCCUUGCUGGCUGUCUCUUGACCUAAUUCCCCCUCCUCUGUACAUAUUCUGCUGUGGAGCCCUAGGAGCUCUUGGUGCAGUUUAGCCUUCAGGUAGGCUUGCACGUAUGGGGCAGGGGAGCGCUGGGGCCUUACCUUAGGACUGGUGUCUGAAACCUACCAUCCAACUACCAAAUGCAAGACUCCUGGGAGGUUCUUACCUCCUUCCUUUCUAACCUCCCGCACCUGGCUGGGAUUCGCCCGCACACUGACAACUUCCAUUCCUUUCUGUGGCUCUGGUCUUCCUGUUUCAUAUGUAGUAUUACAGAUCCUCCACAGUGGCUGUCAGAAUAACCUGUCUCAAACAACCCGAACCAGAUCAUGUCCCUACUUAAAAACACUGUCUUCAGGAUUGAGUCCGAAUUCCUCAGCUUGCUCUCUGUCUGACAAGUAUUACUGUGCGCCUAAGCCUUCUUUACAGGCACAAAGAGUAGUAGCAAACCAAGCAUAAAAAAAAAGGCCUGCCCACAUGGAGCUGAUAUUCGAGGGGCGGACCCCAGCAUUCCUUUCCAGCUUUAUAUGGUCCAACUAACUUCCAGCCUCUCUCCCACUGCAGCGUUGGCUUUGCACAGAAUAAACGCCCCCUGUAACUAACCCGCAAAGUCCCCCAGACUGGCCUAGAUGGAGAGAACAGUUCCCGCCCCUGACACUCCUCAUGGGCCCUGCUGCCCCACUGAAAGACCUAGGGUGCCCCCGGAAAUUGAGGCCCCCAUUGCCUCUGGCCCGCAGCCCCUCCCCUACCCUUGGGAUUGUGAGCUAAGAGCCAGGAGUAAAAGGCUUGGUCCGCAGUGCUGUGCCCGCCUGGGCUGGUCCCCUCCUCUGCACAGGCAGAGGGGAAGGAGUGCCUAUCCCCAGCCCCAUCGAGGAAUGCCUCAUCCCCAGGUGAACGUUCGCGUGGAGCUGUAGGCCUCAUGUUGGGCACCGGGGACUUCGGUCUGCACUCAGAUUGCAUCCUUUGUAGCAAAGAAGAAAGACAAGGUGGAACUGCUGUCCUGGUUGGGACCUGGUUUGGGCUUUAGGACACCUCAGCUGCAGCCCUAGUCUGUGAGAGAACAACUUUGCCCUGUGGGACGAAGGUGCCUUCUGAAUCCACUGCUCUCUCAAGCCAGCUCUUAGGAUAUGACAAAGGCCAAUUUCCCAGAUGGAGGCCAGGGGGGUGCCAGGAGGGUCAAGGGGACAGGAGGUCAAUGCCCCAGCCAUAACCGGAGGCAGCCCAAGAUAAAUGAAUUUUCCUGGAAGGAUGUUACCAGUGCCUUGUCCCUGGCCAACAUGGUUCUGGGGCUCUUCUCCAUCUUCUGCAGCGUCAGCAGGAAACCUCAGUCUGCCUCCUGGACGCUUCUGAUCAGCUUCCUGCUAGACAUGGCAAUAGGGGCUAUGAACAGACAAUUCAACAUAUUAUGCAAAUCAGGAGCUGAGCUGAAUGACUUUGCUGUCUUCACCACCUUUGGCCUGGCCUCGGCCCUUCUCCUUGGUGCGGAUGGGCCGCUGAAUGGGUUCCUGGCUGUCCUCUAUGUGUUAACCACUUCUUUCCGCCUGUGUUUUUAUUCAUCUGAAGUUUCCUUAUCCUAUAAGGGUCUACCCUGCCCCUAUGCUUCCUGUGUUUUGGCUUCCACCUCCCUUCUGACCAAAGGCAACCCUUUCAUCCUCGGCUGCAUGGCUUCACUUAUGAUGCUAUUCAUGGUAGACCAGAGCUACUACCCAUAUGAUGAAAUUCUGGAGUCAGACAGUUGGAAAAAAGCAGUUUAUGUGGGAGGUGUCUUCAUGGUGUUUUUCUUCCCAUUCUCCCUCACUGCAUUUUACUGUCUGAUGUGGUCACUCUCCUACAUCUUCUUCCCAGAUGCUGUGUGGAGCAGGGCAGCCUGUUUUAGAUUCUAGCACUGAGGAGCUGCAGCUCUACCAACUCCUGCUGGCCUUUGUGGGAUUUGUUCCAGCAUAUCGGGCCAAGCCUGGACUUAUCCUCACUAAAGCUUUUACUUGUG
This is a messenger RNA of Ictidomys tridecemlineatus (thirteen-lined ground squirrel), 4692 nucleotides long. NCBI's taxonomy places the organism in Eukaryota, Metazoa, Chordata, Mammalia, Rodentia, Sciuridae. The record is from RefSeq and is a predicted model, not a curated record.